AUGGCGCCGAAUAGCCAGACGCCUGGCGACCAUGACAGCCCUACCUCUAAUCAUAUCCCCCUCCAAGAUCUCUCUCGAUUCGAUGGCCCCGCGGCUGAGGAGCGCAGCAGAGGUCGCGCCCACAGCGCCGGGAGCAGCCUCUUUUCUCGACGGUCAUUGAUCAGGGGAGGGUCGCGGACGCAUUACCAGAGCGUGGCAGAGGAAUCUCCAGUUGAUUUGGUCGGCGCGAUCAGGAAUCCAUUCCGGCCAGCUCGUUAUGCUGAGCCUGAUCCUAAUGAGAUCUCUCCUGAAGCCUUGGCGCAAGCGAUGUCAUUCGGUAUCAGUUUCGACGACCCGCACCCGACAGCAGCGAUAGCAGGCCCCUCGUCGAUGCAUGACUUCAACGAUGCUGCAUCCGAUCUCGAUAAUGUGCCGCUGGACGCCUACCAUUAUCACGACUCCGAUCGCUACGUUCCUCCACAUGUCGAAGAUGAAGAUGACACCGCACGAUUGACGGAUCCUCGAUACCUCCAGCCCAUUAGUGGUGCCCCCGGGGAAGAAAAUCGACAGAGUAGUGACACGGGUGCUCACUCUGUACACUUCGGGCAUGGGGCGCGGUUGGGCGAUGACCUGCCUCAUGUUGAGAACGGAUUGGCGCGGAGUAAUGCUAGUAGUGGCCGGUCUCGAUCCCUGUCCCCCUCGGCUUCUGGUGGAGCCCUGCAACGAGCCAGCUCUAUGGUGAAAUCCAUGUCGCAACGUGUGGUCAACCUAAGUAACGAGCCGGAGCUUGGCCUACAGUCAAUCGAGAGAGAGGAGUCUCACAAGAACUCGCGGUUGGAAGGGCCCCCAGUGCUCCCUGCGAUGCCCGACUAUGCGCACGAUCCUUCUCCUCAAAUGGCUGCACGAGAGAAACGGGCAUCUUCAAAAUUGUGGAGGUAUCGAAACAACCCAUUCCGAGGCAGGUCGCUUGGUAUGCUGGGUCCGAAUCAUCCUGUUCGACUUUGGCUCUGUGAUAUUCUCGUUCAUUCAUUCAUGGAGCCUUUCAUUCUGGGCAUCAUCAUUAUCCAGACUGUCUUGCUCAUCGUGGAAUCCUCCCAGUCCGUUUUCAAUCAACCCAUGAGUGCUCGAUGGGGUAGCAGCCCGCUAGAGUAUGUCUUCUUCGUCAUUUUCGUCAUUUAUACCCUCGAAAUAAUUGCCAAAAUUCUGGUGUCCGGCUUCAUAUUCAACCCAGCAGAGUAUAGUACUCUCAAUCGGUCUCUGGGUAUUCGAAAAGGGAUGGCAGAGAAGGGCAGGAACCUGAUCACGCCUCAUCGACAACUGACGACCAAAAAGGUCUCAUUUCUCCCGCAGGAACCGCAGAGUUCUAUUCUUCGGACGUUCACCGGGAUGAAUGGACUGGAUCAAUUCGCUGAAAACUACGACGAUCCUCUUCACAAGCGCCGCGUUAGACUUGCCCAUCGGGCUUUUCUUCGACAUUCAUUCAACCGACUAGACUUUGUGGCCGUUGUGGCAUUCUGGGUUUCUUUCUUUCUCUCUCUACAAGGGGUGGAGAAAACCCACCAGCUGUAUAUUUUCCGCAUGCUCAGUUGCCUUCGAAUCUUGCGUCUCCUUGCUCUCACGAACGGCACUUCUGUAAUUCUUCGAAGUUUGAAGCGAGCCGCUCCUCUGCUGGUCCAUGUUGCAUUUCUCAUUGGAUUUUUCUGGCUUCUUUUCGCCAUCGUGGGAAUCCAAAGUUUCAAGUCCAGUCUCCGACGGACUUGUGUCUGGGUCGACCCGGAGGGUCAAAAUAACUAUACCUCGAACGAUCAGUUCUGUGGAGGGUAUCUUGAUAAUACGACUGGAGCCAAGAUGCCUUGGCUUGAUAAGUUUGGCAACCCUUCCACUUCAUCAAAAGCGAAAGGCUACCUCUGCCCGCAGGGCUCUUUAUGCAUGGAAGGCUCGAACCCCUAUAAUGGAACCCAGAGCUUUGACAAUAUCGUGCAGUCUUUAGAGUUGGUUUUUGUCAUCAUGAGUUCCAAUACUUUCACCGACUUGCUUUACUAUACCACCGACAGUGACUACCUAUCGGCGGCGCUGUUCUUCGCUUGUGCUUUGGUCAUUCUGAGUUUAUGGUUGGUCAACUUACUUGUUGCGGUUAUCACCCACUCGUUCCAGGUUAUCCGAGAAGAAAGCAAGCGAAGUGCUUUUGCCAUCCAACAAAUCGAUGCGGUUGACAGUGAUGAAACCUUAAAUCGAAAAAUGAGCUCCCUGAAACGCAUCUAUGACAAGACUGAGUGGCUCUGGGUGUGCCUUAUCUUCUUUGACCUGGUUGUUCAAGCUUUGAGAAGUGCCUCCAUGUCAGAUGAGCGAGCCCAGUUCAUUGAUAACACAGAGACAGUUGUCACGAUUGUAUUUCUGGUCGAGAUUAUUCUACGAUUUGCGUCGGACUGGCGCGUCUUCCAUCGGAAACGCCGCAACUGGUUUGACCUCUUUCUCGUGGUGGUCACCUGCAUCAUCCAGAUACCCCCGAUACAUAACUCAGGCCGUGCCUACACUGUUCUCACGCUGUUUCAAAUUCUCCGGGUCUACCGAUUUGUACUGGCAUUUUCCGUGACCAGGAAGCUCAUCAUGGUCGUUUUCCGCAACGUUGUUGGUCUGCUCAACCUUAUCUUCUUUCUUUUCUUGAUGACAUUCCUUGCUUCGAUUUUCGCAACCCAGCUGUUCCGAAGCCAGAUUCCCCCCCAAGACUCGAGUGGCAACACCAUCAGUACUACGUUUGCUGAUAUCUACAAUUCCUUCUUGGGAAUGUAUCAAAUUCUCUCGAGUGAGAAUUGGACCGACAUUCUGUACACUACCACCACUUAUACGGUGGACUUCAACACUGCCUGGAUCUCCGCUGCAUUUAUUAUUCUAUGGUUCAUCGUCGCCAACUUCAUUAUUCUGAACAUGUUUAUUGCUGUCAUUCAGGAGAGCUUUGAUGUGUCAGAAGAUGAGAAGCGAUUGCAGCAAGUACGGGCGUUCUUGGAGCAGAAGCAUGUUGGUGGGAAUGCGCAAGGGAAUCUUGCUCUGUCGAAAAUUCUUCGCCUCGGCAGAGAUUCGGACCGCUACAAAGACCCUCUAGACCACGGCCCUGCCGCGCUGGAGAUGCUUCUUAAGGACGCUGUCGUCCGAGAAUUCCUUGAUGAGGAGGAAGAGGAAGAGGCGGAAAUCGAAAACCAACACCGGGAAAAUACAACCGUGCCAGAGGGGGCGACACAAGAAGCCGUCCAGCCAGGCAUGCUUUCUCGACUAUGGACCAAGGUUACCUCCUUCAUUUUGGGUCGUGAACCAAACCCGUUCUAUUCUAAGCUGCAGUUUUCACGAGCUUACCAGGAACUAGACCCACGGACUAUGGCCAGGGAAGUUGUGUCUGCGGCCGAGGCCAGAAAGCGUGCACAGCGGGAGUAUCUAGUCAAGCACCCCAACUACAACAAGUCGUUGUUUAUCUUCUCGCCGCAUAACCCUAUCCGGAAAUUGUGCCAAAAGAUUGUGGGUCCUGGACGAGGACACCAGCGAGUUGAAGGUGUGGACCCGUAUAAACCACUAUGGUAUGCGUUCUCGGCAUUCAUCUAUGCCGCUAUUGUGGCCAUGGUGCUCCUUGCCUGUAUCACAACACCAUUGUACCAACGACAGUACUUUCGCACCAAUCGCAACUGGUUUGUGUAUACCGACCUGAGUUUCGCUAUUAUCUUCACCGUGGAGGCGGCCAUCAAAGUAGUUGCUGAUGGCUUCUUUUGGACACCCAACGCGUUCUUCCGCAGUUCCUGGGGCUUCAUUGACGGUAUCGUGUUGUUGACACUCUGGAUCAAUGUUGGCGGCUCUCUGAGAAAAGACUGGAACGUUUCCCGAGCGAUUGGUGCCUUCAAAGCGCUGAGAGCUCUGCGUUUGCUGAACGUCUCCGACAGCGCCAAGGACACCUUCCACUCGGUUAUUAUUGUUGGAGGAUGGAAGGUUGUGUCUGCAGCGGCUGUCUCGAUGAGUUUUCUGAUUCCAUUUGCCAUCUACGCCGUCAACUUGUUCAACGGACAGAUGGUUACAUGCAGUGAUGGUAAUUUCGUGGGAAAUCUGACUGAUUGUGUCGGCGAGUACGCUAGCUCGCCUUACAAUUGGAAUGUGCUCGCGCCACGGGUCGCAACCAACCCGUACUAUGACUUUGACGACUUCGGCAAUUCCCUCUUCAUCCUCUUCCAGAUUGUUUCCCAGGAAGGUUGGAUCGACGUGCAGGACAGCGCGAUGCAGAUUACCGGGAAGGGCCUACAGCCGCAGGACGGAAGUGCUCCGGAGAACGGUCUCUUCUUCGUUGUCUUCAACUUGCUUGGAGCAGUGUUCGUCUUGACGCUGUUUGUCUCGGUCUUCAUGCGCAACUACACGGAACAGACCGGUGUUGCCUUCUUGACUGCCGAACAGCGAUCGUGGCUGGAACUGCGGAAGCUCCUCCGACAGAUCUCGCCGUCCAAGCGCUCCUUCAACGAGACGAGCAACAGAUGGCGCUUAUGGUGCUAUCGAAUCGCCGUCAAAAAACAUGGCCGAUGGGCGCGAUUCGUGACCUGCAUUCUUGUGGUGCAUCUUCUCCUUCUGGUACUCGAGUACUAUCCCGAGCCUGGCUGGUGGGCGAUGACUCGCACCAUCUUGUUCUUCAUUUUCAUGUAUGUCUAUAUAGCCAAUGUACUGAUCCGAUUGAUCGGUCUUGGAUGGCAUCGGUUUACCCGAAGUUCUUGGGAUCUUUAUUCGCUUCUUGCCGUCCCUGGUGCGUUCAUUACAGUCAUCCUGGACCUCUCAUAUCCAACCCAGGUUGUGCUCGAGUUGAACAAGCUAUUCCUCGUCUCGAUCGCCUUGCUGCUCAUCCCACGGAACAACCAGCUCGACCAGCUCUUCAAGACUGCCGCGGCUAGUCUGCCGGUAAUUGCCAAUCUCCUGGCUACUUGGUUUGUUUUGUUUUUGGUGUUUGGCAUCGCAAUGAACCAAGCUUUUGGUCUAACCAAGUUCGGUGGCAACGAGAACCAUAACAUCAAUUUCCGCGACGUGCCCAAAUCCUUGAUCCUUCUGUUUCGGGCUAGUUGCGGUGAAGGCUGGAAUCAGAUUAUGGAAGAUUUCGCGACGAUGGUGCCUCCACUCUGCACAUACGAUUCCAACUUCCUUGAUGAUGACUGCGGCGGGGCCGCCUGGGCUCGGACUCUCUUCAUCAUGUGGAACAUCAUCAGCAUGUACAUUUUUGUUUCGCUGUUUGUUUCACUCAUCUUUGAAAGUUUCUCGUACGUCUAUCAACGCAGCAGUGGACUGUAUGCGGUUAGUCGUGAAGAGAUUCGCCGCUUCAAGCAGGCGUGGGCGACCUACGACCCGGAUGGAUCGGGCUUCAUCUCUAAAGAGCAGUUCCCCCGGCUUCUUGGUGAACUUUCCGGUGUCUUCGCGAUGCGGAUCUACGACAGCGAGUUCACCGUUGGGGCUAUCUUAGACCAGUGUCGAGAAACCCCGCGCGACUCUGUGCACUCGUUGCACUCGAUGCAUAACGCGAUACCUCUCCGCGCUCGAGAAUCUGUCCAGUCCUUGCGGCCAAAUGGCGAGAAAGUAAUUGCGACGGGUGUCGAUAUCAAGAAACUGUCCCGCAUCAUCGACCGCAUCCCGGUCAAUAUCAUUCGACAGCGGCGCCAGCGCCUCAACACCUUCUAUGAAGAAGUUCUUGUCUCAGCGGACCCUGAACGGGGCAUCUCCUUCCAUCAGUGUCUGAUGAUCCUCGCCCAUUAUAAUAUCAUCAGCGACAGUAAAAGCUUGCGACUCGAAGAGUUCCUCCGUCGUCGUUCCCGACUCCAGCGCGUUCAGGAAGCUGUGCGCCGUAACACGGUCAUUGGCUUCUUCGAUACCCUCUACUGGUCUCGCGAGUUCCGUCGGGCCUGCGACCGCAAGAAAUCCAGUCGCAUGACCGCCGUCCCGCAGUUCACGGUGCCCGAGAUCUACGUCGACGAUCCGGCCGAGGAUACGCCUGAGGAGCAGGCGAUGGGCACGAUGACACCACAGACCCUUCCAGAUCCCGAUUCGCCAUUUGCGCCCAUGCUCUCGCCGACAUCGACUUCCCACCGUCGGGCCGAGUCUAGCCCGACUGGACACCGGGGCAACCUCCCUCGUCUGGACACCAACCUUACCGGCCGGGCCUCCGGCGCCAGCACCCCCACGGAAUGGUCGAGUAUCAGUCCAUCCCGUACUCCCCGCCACAUGUAUGGCGAGCGCGUAUCAUUUGAGUCCAGCGAGCGCCCCGAAGCGUCACCCGCGGGUACUCUCCACUCUCGUCAGAAUAGCGCGAUUAGCGUGCAGGAUGUCAUGCACUCACUGGACAACUCCGUCUGGGGCGAGAGUAUCCGGCGCAGUUUCACGCAGCGGCGACCAGGCGACCGAUCUUCUGAGCAGUAG
Molecule: messenger RNA, 6399 nt
Organism: Penicillium canariense
Lineage: Eukaryota; Fungi; Ascomycota; Eurotiomycetes; Eurotiales; Aspergillaceae
Gene: cch1
Product: calcium channel protein CCH1
Exons: 3
Coding region: 1-6399 (2132 amino acids)
Biological process (GO): calcium ion import across plasma membrane
Cellular component (GO): voltage-gated calcium channel complex; membrane
Molecular function (GO): calcium ion binding; high voltage-gated calcium channel activity
Source: RefSeq, a predicted model, not a curated record